CUGCAUCGAAGAAAAACUGCAGGAGAAUAUGGCUCAUCCAAAACCACUUCUGAUCCCGUGGCUUCGGGAUCAGAUUGACAGCGGCAGGUAUCCAGGUGUCCAGUGGACAAACCCGCAGCACACGCAGUUCUCCAUCCCGUGGAAACAUGCUCUGAGACAGGACUCCUCAGACACCGAUGUUCUCAUCUUUAAGGCCUGGGCUCAAGUGAGUGGCAACAACCAGGCUCAGGGAGAUGCCUCAAUCUGGAAGAGAAACUUCCGCAGCGCCCUCCGAGUUAAAGGCUUCAAACUGGUGUCAGAUUCCAAGAACGAUACUGCCAACCCUCAUAAAGUCUUUCGCUGGCCGGAGGAGGCAGGAUCAGAGGCUAACUCUUCUGCUGGAUCCCAGGAGCAGAAUGAUGCAAUUUUGUUUGAUGGCUUUAACACACAAAACACUCACGUUGAGCCAUUCCUUGAUGAUGGUCUGUUCAUUCCACAAGACGUUGUGAUUCGAGCAGAAUGCCCAGACGGCCGUGAUAUUCUCCAGGAGUGUUUAAAAACCCUGAACAUCAGCCCUGCAGCAGAGGGCACAGCAGACUUCGAGUUUCCAUCUGAGCAGCAACAGCUGCAGGAUCAGAUUGUGAUUGGUGGACACCCGUUGCCUGGGCAACAGCAGGAUCCAGUAAUGUUUGAGCGUGCAGCCGGAGAAACUGGGUUGCCUGAGCAACCAGCGUGUCCGAUGGGGGGAGCUGUGGGAGGGGGCUAUGAUGACGGGCAGUACGCAGAACAGUUCCUCCAAACCGUGAACAAGACCAGGGAUGGAGAUAGUUUCAAGACUUAUUUCAGGAUAACGGUGUACUACAGAGGGGUAAAGGUCUCUGAGCAGCAGGUUGAGAACGAAGCUGGUUUCCGCCUGGUCUACAGGCCUGAACUCAUCAGUCCAGUUUGGGAUCCUGAGACGAGCCUUUCCUUGGUCUCCCUGCCACAACCUGGAGGCAUUCUGGAUCAAACUCAAGCUACGCUGACCCAGAAGAUUCUGGACAAGUUGGGACACGGGCUCGAAGUGGGGGUCUCAGGCUGUGUGGUGUAUGGCCAGCGAUGGGGUGAAACCAAAGCUUUCUGGAGCUUCUCCAAGUUUGACAGAAGCGGACUGCAGCAAGAGAUUCCUAAGCUGCAUCCAGAACCACUGUACCCGUUCAGGGACUUUAUCAAAGGAAUAAUUGAUUUCAGUAAUGGAGGCGAAUGCCCUCCUUGCUCCCUGUUCUUCUGUCUCGGGGAGAAGUGGCCCGACCCAGAGAAGAGACCGCUGGAGAAAAAACUCAUCUCAGUUGAGGUGUCUUUAACUUCUAUGGAGUUGCUGAAGAACAUAGCUGUUGCAGGUGGCGCCUCCUCUCUGCAGUCUGUAGAACUGCAGGUGUCUCUUGAAGAAAUGAUGGAGCUGUGCUGA
Molecule: messenger RNA, 1426 nt
Organism: Nematolebias whitei (Rio pearlfish)
Lineage: Eukaryota; Metazoa; Chordata; Actinopteri; Cyprinodontiformes; Rivulidae
Gene: irf3
Product: interferon regulatory factor 3
Exons: 11
Coding region: 29-1426 (465 amino acids)
Biological process (GO): immune system process; regulation of transcription by RNA polymerase II
Cellular component (GO): nucleus
Molecular function (GO): protein binding; RNA polymerase II cis-regulatory region sequence-specific DNA binding; DNA-binding transcription factor activity, RNA polymerase II-specific
Source: RefSeq, a predicted model, not a curated record